CAACAUAUGCGUCUUCACCACUGACUCUUCUUUGCCGCACAUUGACCGAAAUCCACCAACGCAGGCGCAACGGUUUUGAAUUACAUCCGAUUCGCUAGCGUACACCGGAAUGUCCAUGUUGCAGAUCUCUAAGAAAAUGUCUUUGCUGUGUAACGACUGGUCUUGUUGUACGGCCGAUGUGGACGCCGUCUCACCGGCAACAGAGCUUCGCUGACAACUAACGACAGGUGCAAAAACAUUUGACAAUGACAGACAAGUAUGACGAUUUUUUAUCAAAUGAUGAUGAUAUAUUAGCUUCUGUUUUGGAAGAAAGUCUAAGACAUUACAAUGAAGUGGAGCAACCAUUACGUACUAUAAACAAUCAGCCAGUGGCAGGGCCUAGUAAUUUGACUAAACCACUUGAAAAGUCUGUUAUAAUUGACUUAUGUGAAUCUCCAAAAAAGUAUUCCACUGUGCAGAGUAGGCUGUCGAAUUUCUUUACCAAACACAAAACUGACAAUACGAGUAUUAAUAUAACAAACAGUGAAUUAGUAAAUAAUUAUAGAUUUACUGAUCCAACAAUUAAUGUAGACCAUGAAUUUGAAAAUGAAAAAGGUUGUGAGGUUGCAAGUACAUCAGAUGCUUGUAAUUUUAGUCUUAGCAGCACGCCAGUUAUUUUUUAUCGGGGACCCGAGGCUGAAGGAUUUCACCUUUCUUCUGGAACACAUUAUGUCUAUCCAUCUAAUUUUCCAGUUCGACAAUAUCAAAUGGCUAUUAUUAAAACAGCUUUGUUUCACAACACUCUUGUCAGUUUACCAACAGGAAUGGGGAAAACCUUUAUUGCUGCUGUAGUGAUGUAUAACUUUUACCGUUGGUAUCCAACUGGUAAAGUUGUGUUUAUGGCUCCAACCAGACCAUUAGUUGCUCAGCAAAUUGAAGCAUGUCACUCAAUAAUGGGCAUUCCUAAAGAUAUGACUUUUGAAAUGACUGGAAAUAUACCACCUGAACAGAGGUAUUUAGCAUGGAAAAAGUAUAGAGUCUUUUUUCUUACUCCUCAAGUUAUGGCUAACGAUAUGGCAAUCAAUAAGUGUCCAACAGAAAUGUUGAAGUGUAUAGUUAUUGAUGAAGCUCAUCGAGCUACUAAAGACUAUGCUUAUGUUCAAGUACUAAGGCGUUUGAAAGAAGAAAAUAGAUUGAUUAGAAUAAUUGGCUUAUCAGCUACACCAGGAACAACUGUAGACGCUGUAAUAGAAGUUAUACAAAAUUUAAAUGUUUCAAGACUGGAAUUUAGAACAGAAGAAUCAUCAGAUGUAGUAAAGUACCUUAACAAAAAAGAUGUUGAGUGUAUACCUGUAAAGCUCAGCGAUGCAAUUCUCAACAUACGCUCUUCAUUUUUAGAUAUUUAUGAUAAAUAUUCAAGGCGUUUAAAACAGUACCAUGCUCUUAAUGGUAAUGUGACAAAUUUAAGCAAAUUUCAAAUUUUAGGUGCCAAACAAAAGUUUCAGACCAGCAAUAAUGCUAGACAAAUGCCAAAAUCAUUAGUUGGCUGUUUGAUAAACGAUUUUACUGUGUGUAUGUCAUUAGCUUAUGCAUUGGAGCUCUUGACUAUUUACGGAAUUAAAGUGUUUUAUUUGCAAUUAACUGAACUUUCAGAAAAUCAUAAAUGUUUGACAAACGAUCCCGAGUUAAGUAAACUCAUGCAUGACAUCAAUCAAGAGUUAAAUAAACAGGACUUAACAUGGAGUCAUCCGAAACUUUUUGAAUUAAAGAACAUUGUUCUUAAUUAUUUUGGAAUGGACAAUGCAGAUGCUAAUAGUAAAAUUAUAAUUUUUUGUCAGUAUCGAUUGGUUGUGGUAGAAAUUUUCGAACUACUGAAAAGUUUUGGCGAACCCUUAAAACCAGUAAUGUUUGUCGGGCAAUCUUUGAAAGAAAAAGGAGGACUACCUCAAAAGAAACAACUUGAAGUGAUGGUUCGAUUUAAAAGUGGCGAUUUUAAUGUAUUAAUUGCUACAAGUGUGGCUGAAGAAGGUUUGGAUAUUGGUGAAGUUGAUUUAAUCAUUUGUUUAGAAGCCAACCGGUCCCCUAUCAAGUUUGUGCAAAGACUUGGGCGUACUGGGCGUAAGAGAUCAGGAAAGUGUAUAACUUUGUUGACUGAAGGAAAAGAACAUUUGAAGUACAAGAGUAGUGUAUCAAGUAGUAAAACACUUGUUACAAAGUUAUUGAAAAACAAAAUGGUGCUUUCAAAGAUAGGCCAAGGAGGACCUAGAUUGGUGCCAAAGCAUAUUGAUCCAAAACUACUAAUGAUACACAUAAAGAAACCAGAAGAACAAUUACCUGAAGAAAAAAGAAAGAAAGGGAAAAGGAAAGGUACUGAUGACAUAAUGCAGUUCCUGGAUAAUAAAGAUGAAAAGAGCCUAGAUGGAUUUCAAAUUAGAGAUUUACCUAAAAAAAAAAAUAAGAAACGGAAAAUAACUGACGUUGAAUUAAAUGACAAAAUAAGUGUCUUAAAUGAAAACUCCAACCAUAUAGAUGUUGAAGAUAAUGUAUUUCAAAACAACAUCGCUGUUUCACCUUCAUCCAACGAUGCAAUGUUUGAUUAUGUACCAUCUCUUAAGUUUCCUACUGAAAAUGUUGAUGAUAAUUUUUCUGAAGAAUUGAAAUUAUUUAACGAGUGGCAACAAUCGUGUGAAGAUGCUAACUCCGUAAUAGUAAAUGAUUUAUUUUUUAAAAUGCUAAACUUAUUUAUAGAACCUUGUGACGACUUUCAAGAGGAAGAAAAAACAUUGGUGUAUACUGAAAAAUCCUCAACAGUACAGACAAAUGUUGUCAGUUGCACAGAUGACACAUUAACAAAAACUAAUUUUAAUUCUAUGUUAAAUAGUCAACGUUUUAUUAAAGAUAACAUAAAUGAUGAGAAUAUGUUAUAUGAUAAAGACAAUGAACUAGAUGAUCAAAAAAAUAUGGAUAAUUUAAAUUGUAGCUUAGACUUAAAAGAAACUCAUGAAUACUCUGAGAAAUUUAACUUCAAUGAUUUGUUUAAAAGCCAAAAGACUAGUGAACAGUUUGUUGAUUACUUAGAUAGGCCAACUGAGCAAUCGUCUAGUAGCCCUAAAAGUAACUCUGUUAUCUUUGAUCAAAGUACAGACAAUGAAGGUGAAAGCAAAAUUAACUUUGAGAAUUUGUUCAAGAGUCAAAGAGUUAACAAGUACAUUAAUGAUUACAUGCACAAGAUAACUGAACCUGAGCACUCCAAUGAUGGUAACACCAUUGAUUUACAAAUCAAUUUACAACGCAGUCCAGUGAUUAGUAGUGGUAGGAAUAGUAUCGACAUAGACUUCCAUUCUGAUAGUGAUUUAGAAGAGAAACUUGUAGAGAAAAUAGAUUUUGAUGAAAUGUUUAAAAGUCAAAGAGCGAACAGGUACAUUGAAGACUACAUGGAUAGAAUAACCCAACCAAAUAAACAUUCAAAUAAUAUGCAGGAGAAUUCCAAGCACAGUUGUGAUUUCUUAGUUAGUGAAGUCAGCAAAGCAGCUGUGACAUAUGAAACAAAUGAAAAUGAAUGUAAAGGAAAUAUUAAUUUUAUUGAUUUGUCCACAAGUCAAGAAUCUGAAACUAAGAAGACAGCAAAGAAAUCUAACAAAAUCAUAGAUUUUGAUGAGUUGUUUAGUGAUACACCAAACAAGUUUAUUGACUGUUACUUAGACAGAUUGAACAAACCAGUAAAACAGUCAACAAAGAGUGAUAAUAAAAUUUUGGCUCAUUUGGACAAUGCCGCUGAUGACAUAAUAACGAUACAAGAUUCUCCUGUAUUUAAAAACGGCCAGAUUAAAAAACAAGCCAUUCCAUCAAAUUGUUCUAGUCCUGAAUUUAUUGAUAUAACUACACCAGAAUAUACGGAAGAGAUUUUUAGUCCUAAAGUUCAAACGCUCUCCCCUCAAGUGAAGUACCGUAGUUCUGAACAAAAAACUGAAGAAAUACCGGAUGAUUUUUGGGAUGAUUCAAAUCAAAUGAGUCAACCCGAAGUGUUAGAUAAGAAAGAAAUAAAAAAAAAAGACAAAAUUAUUAGCCACAUAAAACCCUUUGAAGACAACAAUAGUGUAGAUAGUGAUGAUAUGGAUUUUCUGUUUAUAAAUUAUCAAUCUAAAAAUGAUGAAAAACAUGCUGUACCACAGGUUUCGCCUGAUACUCUGGGGGCACAAAAUUCUAGGUGUUUGACCAAUGAAGUAAAACAGCUUACUGUAAAUGAUUCGGCCAAAGUGGAUGUAACCCAUUCAUCAGUUAGAAAACUCUCUUCAAUAUCAUCACCAUUAAUGUGUAUGCAUUCUGGAUUUCCAAUUACUACCAAGAAGAGUAUAGAUUCAAAAACAGCCGUGGUGUCUUAUGAAAACAAUCCUGAACAAAACUCAAAAAAAUCUCAAACUGGAAAACCAAUUGAAUCUGAAAUGAUGUCUUUAGACAAUCAAAACAGAUUAAUUGUAAAGAGCCCUAUCAUUAAAUCAAACACUCAACCAUUUAGAAACCAAAUGACGCAGCCAUAUAAUAUUGGUUUGCCGUUUGACACCAAUCUAGGUUUGUUAAAAGCUUGCAAUCUGUUAAAACCGGGAUUUAGUUUGAAGAGAAAUCUGCUAAAAACUACUAAAGAACAGUCUACCAAAGCAAGUUAUGUUGUAGCACAACAUUCAGAAGACUUCUCUCCAAUUCAACCUAAGCGUUCACUCACUCGCACAGAGUCUACUCCAAAGGUUCCAUUUAUUAAAAAUAAAAAUUUUUCUUCCAAAGCAAAUAUGUUGCAACAUAAUCCCAUAACUGCUAAAGCUUCAUCUCAAUUAAUAGCUAAUAAUCCUGGACAUUUGUUACCAUCUUCAAGUGAUGAAGAUUCUGAUGUAUUUAUAGACAGUAAAAGGAAAUCAAUCAUUCCAACAAAACAGUCAACAUUUAGACCAAAAACUAAACAUAAAAAGAAACUAUUGUUUGUUGAUGAUGAGGCUGAAGAAAGUUUUGACUGUAGUGUAUCCAAAUCAUCUAAUGAUGAGAGUCGGGAAGACGAUGGAGAAUUUGAUUCCAGUUUCAUAGAUGACUUGGACAAGACAGACGUGGCAUCAAUAAGUAUGACAAAGCAGUACUUACAAUCCGUUAAGAGUCCAGCAGUAGGUCGAGGGGUUUUCAAAAUACCAAAAUUAACGACACAACAUUAUAAUAUAGAUGUUUACUCUCAAGCAAUUGCCCAUAACAACGAUAGCAGUUAUAUGGAGGAUUCAUUUUGUGUACAAGAUGCUUCCGACUUACAUACAUCGUCUAGCACAAGCGCUCAUCAUACCACUGAUGAAUGUUUAUCUCCACCGCCAACAGUGAAGUGUAAACCAGCAAAAAGGAAACGUAUAUUAUCACCUCACAACAGUGAUAGUGAUGAUAGUCCAGAUCAGUUUCAUACAAAUACUCUACAUAAGAGAGUUAAGAUUGGCAAUUUGUUGGAUUCCAGUUAAACAGUUUUUUUAGUUUCUUAAUAUUUGAUUUCAAGGGUAGGUAGACAUAUCAUAGAGUGUCCUUCAAAUUCCUUUAACAUUAUUUUAUGUAAUCUUUAAAAGUUUAAAAAUAUAAAUAUAUUAACUGUUGUUUUAUUAGUGUGAUAUAAGUAUUAAACUAUUAUAUUGUACAUUACAAAGAAAUUACAUAGAAUUUAUGUGUUAUAAACGUUUUCCAUUGAUAACAAUACAUAUAAAAAUCAUUGCAUAAACUUCAAACUUUGUAUUGGUUAAUUUGUAAAAAAUAAGCUUGUAUAAUUUUCAUAAUGGCCAUUUUAAUAACAGUGAGUGGACUCCAUUUCCCAAUUCUAGCUCACUAAGGAACACAAAAGUCUAAAGUGUUUAAUAG
This is a messenger RNA of Adelges cooleyi (spruce gall adelgid), 5850 nucleotides long. RefSeq names its product Fanconi anemia group M protein (gene Fancm). Gene Ontology annotation, molecular function: four-way junction helicase activity; four-way junction DNA binding; 3'-5' DNA helicase activity. The transcript is spliced from 19 exons. Lineage: Eukaryota; Metazoa; Arthropoda; Insecta; Hemiptera; Adelgidae. Gene Ontology annotation, biological process: interstrand cross-link repair; double-strand break repair via synthesis-dependent strand annealing; replication fork reversal. The coding region runs from base 246 to 5462 and encodes 1738 amino acids. The record is from RefSeq and is a predicted model, not a curated record.